GUGGCGACUUUGUAAGCUGUAUUGCUCGGAGAUUGUGAUACGGGCUUACAUCUUGUAUUGUAAGAUCUGCCUGUAUGCGACCGGAUAGCCAGAAUCUAGCCACGAGCAAAAUGAUACUGUUGAAUGAUCGCGUCGAAUUCAGUCUCACCAUACUUGAAUUCGGGUCUCUUUGCAUACGCUCGAGUUCGAUUCAGAUCGGAUAGGUGUAGCAGUGAUGCACGAGAAUGAUACAUGAUGCUUCCUUGAACACCAUUGCUGUGAGCGGAGACGCCAACUCUAGAGGUCCGUAAGUAUUACAACAGUUGUACCAUGAAUGAGAGGUAGAGCCGUUAAUAGACGCGUCCUUGAGAUAUCUCUUGUGACGCUCAUGAAGAGGUCAUGCUCGCUCGCGCCAUCUCGAGGAUACUGCUGCGUAAUCAGUCGCACUUCGUCGCCAAAAUCGCAUCUCCCUCGCGCCUCUCGGUCAUGACUUGCCACCCAACCUCCAGGAGCCCGACGGUCCCCUCCGGCGUUCGUACCUGCUCGAGAUCAACGACACGAGUGCCGGGCGGGCGCCGAGUGAGCUGAGUUAACAGCGCGGGAUGAGGCGCAGAGUAGGGUAAUACGGCAGCAUAAACCCAAACUAAUAGAUAAGGUGGUUGUCACGCCCGGGUCGUACGUCUGCACCUGCGAUUCGGUCAUGCGAGCUCAGCGAUCCCAUCCUGUCGUCGUCCUAACAUCGCAUUCGCGCGAUGUUUGAGCCUCGGCAGACAACAGUAAUUUAGUGUCCUUCAAGGCCGAUUUCUGGACGCGCGAGGUAAAAUUCCGACCGAGAUUGAGUGUGACUUCGAGGCGUUGCAUUGCAGCUCACCGAGCCCCGUCGCGG
This is a messenger RNA of Fomitopsis serialis, 865 nucleotides long. RefSeq lists its product as uncharacterized. The record is from RefSeq and is a predicted model, not a curated record. The transcript has 6 exons. NCBI's taxonomy places the organism in Eukaryota, Fungi, Basidiomycota, Agaricomycetes, Polyporales, Fomitopsidaceae. Bases 379 to 567 code for a protein of 62 amino acids.